GUUAGCAAACAGGGGUUUCCUGCGCUACCAAUCUGUGCAGCUGAAGUAAGAGCAAGAAAGCGUGCUUUGCAGUUGCGUUAAGGUGGACUCUAUUUAAACACAAACAAAAACCUUAAACCCUUAUUUUUCCAUCCAAAUAUUUUUCUCGAGAAAAUGAACCAGAAAGCUCUACGGACACAACUUUCUGCUAGAGGACAUUUCAUUUCAUUGAGGACUGUUAGACUAUUAAUCAGCGUUUUGUGCCUCAAUUUUAUGGAAGGGCUGGAUCUGCACGCUUGUGAGUCUAUCUAUAUUAGAUAGCAAAGGAAACAAUUUACCUGGUGAAUAAAUUUGUUUUUUCCAUCCAGAUAAUGUGCUCUCUACCUUUGCACAGAAUUCUUGAAUGAUAUAAGAAAAUGUCUGGGUGCAAAAGGCCUCCUCAAAGUGAUAGACCUUCAAUUACAUACAGGUGGAACCAAGUUGAGGAGGCAUCUUUUGACCUUACUGAUUUUUUCCCUGAGCAGAAUUCCUCUACACACUCUCAGAAAAAAAAGCAAAGUAGCAUAAAUACUGAACUGAAGCACCCUGAGAUACUGAGCACAACGGAGCUCAUCUCAGCAGCGGGGCAGUUAUGGAGUCUUAUAAAUCCUCUUCCUACUUCCAAGUCAGAGGCAAAACCAAAUUAUACUGGUACUGGAUCUCAGAGAAGUAUUAUCUUUGGUGAUCUGGUUAGGGAAGAUGGUGGGGCUGCUUUAAAAGAUGUUGAUUCUAGAUACUCUGGUGUUGAUGCAAGGACUGCUAGUAAUAUUAAACCUUCACUGCAGCCAAAGUUUGAGUUUCUUACAGUGACACAGAAGUUGUCGGUGUUUGAACCUUGUAGGAGGAAUUGUAAUCCAUUAUUUUCACAGUUUUCAAAGGGAAAUACCAAAUUGUCUAAUGAGUAUUGGGUAAGAAAAAGGCUAGCAAAUGUAGCAUGUUCAUAUGAAGUGGAAACGAUAUAUGGAUGGAUGAAAGAAAUAAUUCCUGGUGAAUCACAGUAUCCUGUUAAUAUCACUAAGAUUGAGGAAGAGAAUCUCAAUAAAAUCUGCAGUUCAGGAAAUACAUUCAACAAUGCUGACGGCUACAUUUCUAUGGAUGCAACUCAUACUGCAAUUAACUUUGCUUUGAGGAAUGCUGAUUGCUGUACUGAUUCAGUCAAAUCAAAAGAUACAACACUAGGUGAUAAUAUGGAAGUAGAAAUGGAGACAGGAGCAGUCAGGUCCCUCUGCUCUGAUUAUUUCCUUGGAUCUCUUCAUGAUAAUAAUGUACAUAAUAGUGUUUCCAAGAUGCCAACUUCUAGUCUUUAUGUAGAUUAUCAUCUUCAGAUUUUAGCUCCACAGAAUAAUACAUAUGGAGAAUUCAAGCACCACACUAAUGAUAAUCAAAUGGCUGAGACAAGAAAACAACCUAAAGAGUUUGUUUAUGGGGACAAAAAUGUAAUGGAGGUUUGUCCAUCAGCAUGUGCAAGACCACAUUAUGCCCUUGCAAAGCAAGAGCAUGCCUAUGCAGGUGCAUUUGCUGGCAUAUUCGUUAGCCUUUGUCUACAUCCUGUUGAUACAAUAAAGACAGUUACUCAAUCUUGUCGAUCAGAGCAGAAGUCUAUCUGUGACAUUGGAAGGUUAAUUGUUUCUGAAAGAGGUGUAACUGGGCUUUACCGUGGAAUUGCAAGCAAUAUUGCAUCUUCAGCUCCAAUUUCUGCGAUUUACACUUUCACAUAUGAAACAGCUAAAGGAUCUUUGCUUCCUCUUUUCUCCAAGGAAUAUCACUCUCUUGCCCAUUGUGUUGCAGGCGGAUGCGCGAGCAUUGCAACUUCUUUUGUUUUCACCCCCAGUGAGCGUAUAAAGCAGCAGAUGCAAAUUGGUUCACGCUAUCAUAACUGCUGGAAUGCCCUGAUUGGGAUAAUUGGAAAGGGUGGUUUACCUUCACUAUAUGCUGGCUGGGGUGCUGUGCUAUGCCGGAAUGUUCCACACUCGAUCAUAAAGUUUUACACAUAUGAAAGCUUGAAGCAGUUGAUGUUGUCUCCACAAAAUCCGAAUGCUCAACCCAACACAUUACAAACACUGGUUUGUGGAGGAUUAGCAGGAUCCACUGCUGCUUUGUUCACAACUCCUUUUGAUGUGGUGAAGACUAGACUACAGAUACAGAUUCCUGGUUCGAUGAGCCAAUAUGACAGUGUAUUUCAUGCCCUUAAAGAAAUAGGCAAGAAGGAAGGUUUGAAGGGCCUCUACAGGGGAUUAAUUCCAAGAUUGGUUAUGUAUGUGUCGCAAGGAGCAUUGUUCUUUGCAUCAUAUGAAUUUUUCAAGAGGUUAUUUUCUUUAGAAGUUGCACAAUUUAGUUCUCGAAGGAUUCAGUACAAAGAAAGCCGUGGAAGAUGAUCCAACACAAUUGCAAUUGCCAUCAUGUUCGGCAUCACAGGCAUCUUGAUCCUCACCUAUCACCAUUGCGAAGGUUGCAUGGGGUGCCGUCAUGAUUAUGAGCAAUAAAAUUUAGGCCCUGUUUGGGAAGUUCUGUAGAGGGAAAGGAAAAUAGAGAGUUUUCCUCUUGUAAUUUGUUGAAACUGUGUCGUUUCUUCUUUUAUUCUCUUUCCAUUGUAAUAGAGCUGAGUUGGAAUUUUGUAAUUGGGUUAUUUGCACAAGAUGUGCACGUGCACUUGUCUUUGUCUGCUACAUAAAGAAGCAAGAUGCUUCCAGAUUUUUAUUGUAACGUCUUUUUCAUUUCUGAAAUAAGAAUUCAAAGUUUUUUUC
Messenger RNA from Manihot esculenta (cassava), 2762 nucleotides. Its product is annotated as calcium-binding mitochondrial carrier protein SCaMC-2-B. The record is from RefSeq and is a predicted model, not a curated record. NCBI's taxonomy places the organism in Eukaryota, Viridiplantae, Streptophyta, Magnoliopsida, Malpighiales, Euphorbiaceae. Gene Ontology annotation, molecular function: S-adenosyl-L-methionine transmembrane transporter activity. Bases 396 to 2393 code for a protein of 665 amino acids. Gene Ontology annotation, cellular component: mitochondrial inner membrane. The transcript is spliced from 10 exons.